Messenger RNA from Nomascus leucogenys (northern white-cheeked gibbon), 2740 nucleotides. It is a transcript of the gene NAP1L3, whose product is annotated as nucleosome assembly protein 1 like 3. The record is from RefSeq and is a predicted model, not a curated record. Gene Ontology annotation, molecular function: chromatin binding; histone binding. Lineage: Eukaryota; Metazoa; Chordata; Mammalia; Primates; Hylobatidae. Gene Ontology annotation, cellular component: nucleus; chromatin. Gene Ontology annotation, biological process: nucleosome assembly.
GAGGAGCGAACUAAAGGCACACUGGGAACGAAAUUAACGGGAGGUCUGACUGCAAGGGGAGGGGGCUCGCGAUCUAAAACGAGAAGAGAUCUCGGGGUCUCAUACUGCGCCAUUCGGCUGCGGUACAUCUCGGCACUCUGUAGCUGCAGCCGGGAGAGGCCUUGCCGCCACCGCUGUCGCCCAGGCCUCCACUGCCGCUGCCACCUCAGCGCCGGCCUCUGCAUCCCCAGCUCCAGCUCCGCUCUGCGCCGCUGCUGCCAUCGCCGCUGCCACCUCCGCAGCCCGGGCCUCCGCCGCCGCCGCCACUCAAGCAUCCGUGAGUCGUUUUCUGCCCAUCUCUGGUCGCGCGGUCUCCGCGGUAGAGUUUGUAGGCUUGCAAGAUGUCAGAAGCAGAUUUUAAAAUGGUCUCGGAACCUGUCGCCCAUGGGGUUGCCGAAGAGGAGAUGGCUAGCUCGACUAGUGAUUCUGGGGAAGAAUCUGACAGCAGUAGCUCUAGCAGCAGCACUAGUGGCAGCAGCAGCGGCAGCAGCACUAGUGGCAGCAGCAGCGGCAGCAGCAGCAGCGGCAGCACUAGCAGCCGCAGCCGCUUGUAUAGAAAGAAGAGGGUACCUGAGCCUUCCAGAAGGGCGCGGCGGGCCCCGUUGGGAACAAAUUUCGUGGAUAGGCUGCCUCAGGCAGUUAAAAAUCGUGUGCAAGCGCUUAGAAACAUUCAAGAUGAAUGUGACAAGGUAGAUACCCUGUUCUUAAAAGCAAUUCAUGAUCUUGAAAGAAAAUAUGCUGAACUCAACAAGCCUCUGUAUGAUAGGCGGUUUCAAAUCAUCAAUGCAGAAUACGAGCCUACAGAAGAAGAAUGUGAAUGGAAUUCAGAGGAUGAGGAGUUCAGCAGUGAUGAGGAGGUGCUGGAUAACACCCCUAGUGAAAUGCCUCCCUUAGAGGGUGAGGAAGAAGAAAACCCUAAAGAAAACCCAGAGGUGAAAGCUGAAGAGAAGGAAGUUCCUAAAGAAAUUCCUGAGGUGAAGGAUGAAGAAAAGGAACUUCCUAAAGAAAUUCCUGAGGUAAAGGCUGAAGAAAAAGCAGAUUCUAAAGACUGUAUGGAGGCAACCCCUGAAGUAAAAGAAGAUCCUAAAGAAGCCCCCCAGGUAAAGGCAGAUGGUAAAGAACAGCCUAAAGCAACAGAGGCUAAGGCAAGGGCUGCAGUAAGAGAGGCUCAUAAAAGAGUUCCUGAGGAAAGGCUUCAGGACAGUGUAGAUCUUAAAAGAGCUAGGAAGGGAAAGCCUAAAAGAGAAGACCCUAAAGGCAUUCCUGACUAUUGGCUGAUUGUUUUAAAGAAUGUUGACAAGCUCGGGCCUAUGAUUCAGAAGUAUGAUGAGCCCAUUCUGAAGUUCUUGUCGGAUGUUAGCCUGAAGUUCUCAAAACCUGGCCAGCCUGUAAGUUACACCUUUGAAUUUCAUUUUCUACCUAAUCCAUACUUCAGAAAUGAGGUGCUGGUGAAGACAUAUAUAAUAAAGUCAAAACCAGAUCACAAUGAUCCCUUCUUUUCUUGGGGAUGGGAAAUUGAAGAUUGCAAAGGCUGCAAGAUAGACUGGAGAAGAGGAAAAGAUGUUACUGUGACAACUACCCAGAGUCGCACAACUGCUACUGGAGAAAUUGAAAUCCAGCCAAGAGUGGUUCCUAAUGCAUCAUUCUUCAAUUUCUUUAGUCCUCCUGAGAUUCCUGUGAUUGGGAAGCUGGAACCACGGGAAGAUGCUAUUCUGGAUGAGGACUUUGAAAUUGGGCAGAUUUUACAUGAUAAUGUCAUCCUGAAAUCAGUCUAUUACUAUACUGGAGAAGUCAAUGGUACCUACUAUCAAUUUGGCAAACAUUAUGGAAACAAGAAAUACAGAAAAUAAGUCAAUCUGAAAGAUUUUUCAAGAAUCUUAAAAUCUCAAGAAGUGAAGCAGAUUCAUACAGCCUUGAAAAAAGUAAAACCCUGACCUGUAACCUGAACACUAUUAUUCCUUAUAGUCAUGUUUUUGUGGUUUCUUGGUAGUCUGUAUUUUAAAAAUUGUCCUAAAAAGUGUCUAAGUGCCAGUUUAUUCUAUCUAGGCUGUUGUAGUAUAAUAUUCUUCAAAAUAUGUAAGCUGUUGUCAAUUAUCUAAAGCAUGUUAGUUUGGUGCUACACAGUGUUGAUUUUUGUGAUGUCCGUUGGUCAUGUUUCUGUUAGACUGUAGCUGUGAAACUGUCAGAAUUGUUAACUGAAACAAAUAUUUGCUUGAAAAAAAAGUUCAUGAAGUACCAAUGCAAGUGUUUUAUUUUUUUCUUUUUUCCAGCCCAGAAGACUAAGAGUUUAAAUCUGCUUGCACUAGCUGUGCCUUCAUUAGUUUGCUAUAGAAAUCCAGUACUUGUAGUAACUAAAACAGUGUAUUUUGAAGUUUGACUGCUUGAAAAAGAUUAGCCUACAUCUAAUGUGAAAAGACCACAUUUGAUUUAACUGAGACAUUGUGUAUGUGACAUAGUGGCCUAUAAAUUUAAUCAUAAUGAUGCUAUUGUUUACCACUGAGGUGUUAAUAUAACAUAGUAUUUUUGAAAAAGUUUCUUCAUCUUAUAUUGUGUAAUUGUAAACUAAAGAUACCGUGUUUUCUUUGUAUUGUGUUCUACCUUCCCUUUCACUGAAAAUGAUCACUUCAUUUGAUACUGUUUUUCAUGUUCUUGUAUUGCAACCUAAAAUAAAUAAAUAUUAAAGUGUGUUACACUAUAAAAA